Cephus cinctus (wheat stem sawfly) is the source of this 3667-nucleotide messenger RNA. RefSeq lists its product as uncharacterized. NCBI's taxonomy places the organism in Eukaryota, Metazoa, Arthropoda, Insecta, Hymenoptera, Cephidae. The record is from RefSeq and is a predicted model, not a curated record. The transcript is spliced from 6 exons. Gene Ontology annotation, molecular function: zinc ion binding. Bases 326 to 3250 code for a protein of 974 amino acids.
UAAAGUCUGUCAGAGAACUUGUAUGUACCCUAUGGGAAAAACGGAAACAAAGUACAUCUGAGGAGUACAGAGGAGUAUAAAAGAUGUGGAUCCUGCGACCCCUACCCAAACGGUUCCCCUACUCAAUAUCCCCCACGAGGGUCCCCUUAGGAAUGACAAGUAUCGUAGAGGGGGGCCCCAAGAACGCGUAUGUUACUCACACUGACCGUAACACUUGAGUACCAGAGAAGUUGAUUAUUACUAAAGACUAUUCUUAUUUGGGACGAACCUUGAUUCUGAAGAAUUUUCGUGUAAAUCAGAAAGAUUGUUUGAAGUAACAUUAUUAAUGGGGAUACAGGACACUGUAGAGGUCGUAGACGAUCGGCCCAAAUGGAUGAUCAACUUGGAAAAUCGCAAGAGAAAGCCUCGACUGGCUCACGAAGCUGGAGCUGGUGCACCAUGCCUGAUUUGCAAGACUAGUUGUCCCGGAUUAGAUCUUCACUUCUGGAGAAAAAUUUGUAAAAUCUGCAAGUGCAGUAGGGAUGAUCAUGAUGUUGAUGAUGAUGAAUUUCCACAAUUUGAUCUCCUGUUAGGACCCAGUGGCAGACCAAAGAAAAAAGCAACAUUCCUACGUGUUCCUAUUAAAAAAUUAUCAGAAAAUGAAAUGCCCUUUGAAUGGAUUCCACCGGAUACGACAAAAGAACUCGCAACAGACUACAUGAAAGCUCUUCCUGAGGAUAAAUUGCCAAUAAAGGGCUCAGCAGGUGCAGCACUGAGAAGACAACAACUUCAAAAACAAUUCCCAAUACAUGAUAUUGAUCACAAAGCUUGUGACGAACUUAGUGAAGAAGAAAGAAAACAAUUUGAGAAAUACUUAGAAAACCUAAAGAAAUACGUAGGCCAGGGUACAGUGAUAAAGAUGAUGGGUGCCCGGCCGUACAGUGCAUCUUUAAUGGCUAGGUCAAAUCCCCCUGAGACACAGCGUAUUGAUUCUCAGCAAGUACAUCAAAUUAGUGCUGGGCAAUCCCUAAAUUUAAGAACACCUAGCAGUUUCGUUCCAAAAAUACCACCAUUACCGUCUACAGAUGCAAUGUAUAAUCAGCAAUUCGAACUCUAUGACAACACAAAAUCCAACUUAAUUCACCUGGCAGAGAAUACCCCACAGUUACCGUGGCGAUCAGAAGAAUGCCCUCAUGUUCUUGCAAAUGUACUGAACGAUGCACAAAUUGCAAUGUCUGGGAAAAUCGAUGGGGGCACCUACAAUCCUGCACAAUAUUUUCCAUAUCUUGGUAAAAUUGGCAACCAGGAGUAUGAAUUGGCAUCGGAAUUGAAGGAUUCGAAUGCGCAUGUACCACAGAGGACUCACUUUACAGGGAAGAUGGAAAGUAUUCCACAGCAGCAAACUGACAUGUCUACAACAGGAGUCAAAGUAGAAACUAAUCCAGUGAGACAAUUUGCUCAAGAAGAAAUUGUUCCAAUAGGAACAAAACAAUCGUCUCACAAUAUUGCACGGUCAGAUACUCUUAAUAAUAACGAGAACUAUUCAAAAAUGACAGGAUCUCCUUAUGAAACGCAAACUGUUCGUGUGCAGCAAACUCCUGGUAAUCUUAUUGAGAAUUCCAAAUUACGUGGAAGCCAGUACUGUACUAACGCUAUUCUCACAGAAGAUAAUCCUGAAUUAAUUGAAGUAACUGGCGACCAAGAGGAUAUUGAGAAAAAAUUGAUUGCUAUAUUACAAGCAAAUCUUCCUGAUCAUAUGAAAAAUGAAAGAAUCCUACCUGAAAACACGGCUGAAGAAAGUUCUAGAUUAGCUGAGGAAAUGCUGAACGAAGCAUUACUUCCACCAAGUGCUGUUCACAAUAAAGAGAUCAUUGGAAGUACUCUGGAUAGGAAUGAGUUGAAGUAUAUUCAAGAAAAACUCAGUGCUAAGUAUAGUAAAGAUGAUCCAAUUCCUCAUAAUACAAUUAGAUCGGAAGAGCUUCAUUCAAGAAGUCCACAGCAUAUAUAUAACCUGAGUAAGAUUAAGGAGUCACAAUCGAAAAAUAUACCAUUCUCUGUUGAUAAGGAAGCAGAACGUGCUGCCAUAAUUGCUGCCAUGAGAAAUCCUUCAGGAACCUUAUCAUCAGAAGAAAUUUUAGAAAAAAUGGCUCCCAAGUAUUCAAGCCCUCUUCGGGAAGGAGAAUAUCUUCAACAUCAAAAAUAUAAUGUGCCACUAAAUAACAUCCAUUAUCCUCAACAUACGGAACCCUCUUUACAGCAACAAUUCCAUGAUCAAGAAUUACGACCAAUUCCAGACAGCUUACCACCAAUUUCAGGACAGUCAGUUUAUUCUAACGUCCAUAAUCAACAACGAGAAAUCAAACCCCAACAGCAUCAAUGCAAUCCAGGAAUGGAUAUAAAUUCCUCUACUCUCCCAUACCAAGCACAAGCACAGUACUCUGAGAAUUGUAAGCCUAACAAAAACAGAAACAUCAAUGAUCCUUUGCAAUUGAACCAAGAACGUCUUGUGCCACAUCAAUUACAAGCAGAAUUGAGUUACUCUCCGGUACACUCCAAUGUAAUCCAUUCCGAAUCAUUAAAAAAUCCUGUAUUCCCCGAAGGAAUGGUCGGUGCACCUCAGCUAGCACAGAAUCCAUCUUCAGUGGACCAACUUCGUGGAGCGAUGGAGCAAUUAAGUGUAAUGCCUAUUCAACAAAAGUGUCAUCAGUGUCAGGAACCCAUACAUGUCGGGGACGUUGUGGUUACUGCACAAAUGGCUAAAGAUGCUGUUUGGCAUCCUGGAUGUUUUGCCUGCUCAAUAUGUAAUGAACUUCUAGCUGAUCUCAUUUACUUUUAUCACACUGGGAAACUUUACUGUGGAAGAGACUUAGCAACACUUUUGCAAAUUCCACGAUGCUUCGGUUGUGAUGAGCUAAUUUUUGUACGAGAAUAUACAGUGGCUGAAGGACAUAAUUAUCACGUGCGUCAUUUUUGCUGUUGGGAUUGCGAUAUGCCUUUAGCUGGACAACAGUAUAUUUCAGAAAAUGAUCGUCCACUUUGUCUACCUUGUUAUCAGAAAACGUAUGCAAAGACCUGUAGUACCUGCAUGCAAGUUAUUGCAGCAGAUCAACAAGGAGUAGCUGUUAAGAAUUUAGAUUUUCAUGCUACCGAUAAGUGUUUCUGUUGCUUUACUUGUAAAAAGAGCUUACUAAAUGGCAAAAUGGCAAUUAAGGAGGACAAACCAUUUUGUAGUAAGGAAUGCAUAAUGCAGUUCAUGAGCCAAAAAGCUUAGUAAUGGUUAAUGGAGCUUUGUACGAAUAGACUGAUCAAGAACAAUUUAUUUUGAAUACUGCCAAGGCACUGUAUUUUCUACUCUAAUUGUAAGAUAUAUCGCUUGUUUGUUUAAUAUAAACAAAAGAAUUCAAAGUAAGAUGGGUCAGAAAUAAUCUUCUAUUAUAUAGAUAUAUUAUUUUUUCGUAAGUUUGAAAUAUUGAAACAAAAUCUCAUCUGAUUUUUGUUUAUUGUGUAAACAGAUAUGCAUAAAAUAAUCCGCAAUGCAAUGUAUAUUUUAACCAUUCAAAAUCUUCCUAUUUGCUGCAAUUAAAGCAGCCUUAGUUAAUACAAAAAUUUAACUACUUCCAAAAGUAGUCAAUUUACUCCACAUGAAUGUAGAGUUCCUAAUAAAUAUUUUUAUUAUAUUCUACUAAAA